Molecule: messenger RNA, 903 nt
Organism: Danio aesculapii
Lineage: Eukaryota; Metazoa; Chordata; Actinopteri; Cypriniformes; Danionidae
Gene: ripply1
Product: ripply transcriptional repressor 1
Exons: 4
Coding region: 115-537 (140 amino acids)
Biological process (GO): embryonic pattern specification; negative regulation of transcription by RNA polymerase II
Cellular component (GO): nucleus
Source: RefSeq, a predicted model, not a curated record
AAAACCCCGAGAGCGACGCGCCUUCAUUCAUUCACAGCCCCGCUGAGGACAUCGAACGAUCGACCGCCGGACUAUUCUCGACCAGCGCCAAACAAAACGAAAAACACAGAGACGAUGAAUUCUGUGUGCUUUGCCGCUCCUCAUUCUAUAUAUAUGGACAGUAAAAUCCAACUGACAAGCAGCCCAGCUUCCCUGUGGAGACCGUGGCUCGUGACAAGAAAAGAUGCUCAAACCAAAUGCAGAAGGACCAAGCUGGCUUGUCCUUACUCCAGGCCAGAAGUGCCCGGUAACACUACAACAGAUGGCAAAAUGCAGUCUUUCCAGCACCCUGUCAGACUCUACUGGCCCAGAUCGAAAUCUUUCGACUACCUCUUCAGCGACGGAGAGGCUCUGCUCAGAAAUUUCCCAGUGCAGGCAACCAUCAACUUCUACGAUGAGUCUGACAGCGAGGAUGAAGAGGAAAGCUGUGAUGAAGAUGACGAAAGUGUUGUCGAGGACUGUCUGAAACGCAACAGUCACUUCACAGCUUACAACUGAAGCCUCAGCCUCCCCGUCUGUGCAAAUCUGACGUCACCAGGAGGAGAAGAUCAUAAAUUUAACAUUGACACUGCAUCGCGCUCUAUUAGAGAAGCCGUGCUAUGAAUAAUUCAGCCCACAGACGUGGUCUUUCUAAAGCACAGACUGAUUUUAAGGAUUGUUUUGCACAGGAAAUAUAAUUGCAGAUGCAGAAAUUUUGAGCAUGAAUGUAAUUCCUGUUUAAAACAGUGAAAAUGCAAUCCCACAUUGGGAAAUGUCGAUUCAGGUCGAUCUCAGGGUUCUUCUUUUGUAUAUAAAAUUCUAUUAGUAUUCUAUUAUUCAUCCCUAACUUAUGAUGUACAUUUUAUGUAUAUACAUAUAUGUAUU